Scutellospora calospora is the source of this 297-nucleotide messenger RNA. NCBI's taxonomy places the organism in Eukaryota, Fungi, Glomeromycota, Glomeromycetes, Diversisporales, Gigasporaceae. The record is from the annotation of a GenBank genome assembly.
AUGGGGCAUCAUCGUCCAGUUCCUUUAACUCCCACUGCGGCAAUAACUGCUAAGAUUUUGGAUGCUCGUGCUGAUUUUCGUAAAACAUUUGAAGACAGUCUUGGCGUGGAAAUUUCUGACAAUCUAGAGAAGGGUGUUUACUUUUUAGCUCCCGAUAACAUCGCCGCAGAAGAUUCAUUAUAUAAAAAAAUUCAAUCUGUAUUAAAAGACGUUGUUGAUUCCGAUCCUGAACUCGCUGAAAAAAUCAGAACCGGAAAGGAUGAAUUGGAAACCUUAGAAACACACGCGAAGGCAUGA